Chenopodium quinoa (quinoa) is the source of this 2314-nucleotide messenger RNA. RefSeq lists its product as uncharacterized. Bases 411 to 1766 code for a protein of 451 amino acids. NCBI's taxonomy places the organism in Eukaryota, Viridiplantae, Streptophyta, Magnoliopsida, Caryophyllales, Amaranthaceae. Gene Ontology annotation, biological process: chromatin remodeling. The transcript is spliced from 14 exons. The record is from RefSeq and is a predicted model, not a curated record. Gene Ontology annotation, cellular component: Swr1 complex. Gene Ontology annotation, molecular function: zinc ion binding; nucleosome binding; nucleic acid binding.
AAAAAUUAGAGGGAAAGGGAGAAAGUGGGACCCACUCAUUGGAGAUUCUUGCCGGAAAUUUAAGAGUGAUAGUGCUACUCUAACGUUUUACAAGUUUGUGGUAGUUGUUUUAAUUUUUUUUUAAAAGGUAGUUAUUUUCAAAACAGAGACUUAAUUUGGUAGUUGUUAGACAAAAUUUCAUAAGUUAUACGAAUGUAUAUGGAUCGAUUUUGGAGCCGGUUAAAUUCGGUGAUUUUGGUCUAAAUCAAUUUGAUCACUACAAUUAGAUCAAAUAAUCAAAUCGCUCUACACUUUUACCUCCUUCCCUUUCCCAAAAAUUUGGAGAUGACGGCAUGAGAGUAGUCUAAAAUGAUAGUGGUGUCUGUAAAAGAAGGGUAGAGACUAGAGAUAAAAGAAGAGUGAAGAGAAAGAUGUCGACUCGGUCGAAUUUGUAUAAGAACCCUUCCUUUUCUUACAAAAAAGCUUACAGCCUCUCCUCCAUUAUUCAGAAUCUUCAAACUUACAAUGCCAUCACCGGCAAUGCUACGCCGUCUAACGAUUCGCCGGCCCCCGCUCUGAAUCCCAAGCCCCGCCCUAAACGACGUCGUCGGCAAUCCACCAAUCCCUGCCAAGGCCAAAUUGAAGUCGAUGAUGGGCCUAUGUCUCACCAGGAUUACAUCCACUUACGAAGGCAAGAAGCUGCUUCUUCUUCUUUUCAGGGGUACCAGAAAUUAACCCCAGAUGUUCUGGGUUCAUCUGCUUCUGGUUUACAUUUGGUGGAUUACGCAAGUGACAGUGAUGAUUGUCCUUCAGUAUCAAAACAACUAUCAGGACAGCCAAAUUUAGAUCAUGUGGAGCAAGCUGAUCAUACAAAAAGUAGAAGUGAGCAACGAUUUCCUCUACCUGGUGAACCUGUCUGUGUUAUUUGUGGUAGAUAUGGGGAGUACAUAUGUGAUGAGACUGAUGAUGACAUUUGUAGCAUGGAUUGCAAGGCUGUGCUGUUAAAGCAAAAGCAUGAUGGCCCUGCUGAGGGUGUUGUUAAUAGUGAAGUGAUUUUGUCUACAAAUGAACCCCAAGGAUCAUUAGUACGAUCUGAAUUAGAAGAAGACACUUGGGACUUUGAUCUUAAUAGAUGGUCUACAAAGAGAUCUUGCUUAUCGACUUAUGAAUGUUGGAAGUGCAAUAAACCUGGUCAUCUUGCUGAAGAUUGUUUAGUAUCCAAACCUUGCCUCCAAGCUUUAAAUUUGACUCGAAUUUGCAGUCAGGGUGCAGUAAAGCCAAAGAGACCUGUGUUCAUAUCCGCAAAACUUCGUGAAUUGUACAGAAGAUGCCACCAGAUAAACAAGACCUUGGUGAAUGCUAAGUGCAAUGCAUGCUGCAAUUCUAUCUCCUUGGCGACAUGCCUUGAUUGCAGUACCAUAAUUUGUGACAGUGCAGGCCAUCUCUCUGGGCAUAUAUCAGCUCAUCCUGCACAUCAACAUAUAUACUCUCAUAAACUUGAGCGCUUGGUCAAAUGCUGCAAGUCAACUUGUGAAGUGACUGAUGUCAGGGAUCUUUUAACUUGCCACUACUGUUUUGACAAGGCAUUCAACAAGUUCUAUGAUAUGUAUACUGCAACAUGGAAAGGAGGUGGGCUUGCAAUGGUCUGGGGAUCCAUUUGCUGCGAGGAUCAUUUUGAAUGGCAUAGGAUGAAUUGCUUGAAUGCAGAUGCAGAAGAUGGAUCAUACAUCUUCCGGCGAGGUGCUGGAAGAGGAAAGAAUGAGCAAAUCAGCAACUUCAUAUUUUAGUAGGGUCAAUCUCCACCAACAUUCAGUCGUGCAAUCACUUUGCCAGAUACAGCGGUUAGUGCACUAACUGAGUUCAUGGAGCCUGAGAUACCAGGGACAAGAUCAAGGUCUAGAAGAAAGCUCAUUGUAGUUCCUUGGAAUAUGCAGGUUUCUCUGAUUCCAUCUAUGAAUCAUAGAAUUGCUACAUAAUUUCACCUCUAAUCAUAUACCGGACAUUGGUCCAGAGUUUUCUCUUCAAAAUCCUUUUAUAAGAUGUUAGUAUGGUCGCCAGAGUCAAGACAAACCCUUGGUGAUCGUGGAAUAUUGGAAAAAGAUCUGGUCACUAAUUGACUUCCUGAAAUCUGCUUGUUUGCCACUGAGUUGUGCAAAUGUAUAUGCAUUUAUGCAGUGUAUCAUGAUUUAUUGUAGGACUGUAGCAGAUAGUGUUUGUUGUAAAUAUGUUUUACCCUCUGUUUCCUCUUAUAGCUCUCAAUUAGACAUCCAUUUUUUGGGAUCGUCAUCUGUGAACAUUGUACUCCAUAUUUCCUUGUUCUUGGUUUUAUUAAUAA